GAUAGACGGGGGAAAAACCGCCGCCUGCCUGUCCCUCAUUCCGACUUAGGUGUCUCUAUUGCUCCAUAAAUAAAACGUGUCCCUGCCUUCUGCGAGCGCUAUAAAGGCCGCGAAACGGCCGUGCCCGGGGCACACGGGGCGGGGCGGCAGCACAGACGCAGCAGGUCAUGGAAGUUCCGGGCAGCAGAUCGGGGGAAGCUCCUAACCCCAGGUACAGUGGCAGCUACGUGGUGUCAAGGCCGGUCUACAGCGAGCUCGCCUUCCAGCAGCAGUGCGAGCGGCGCCUGCAGGAGCGCAGGACGCUGCGGGAGCGACUGGCCGAGAGCUGCAGUUGUUCCAGGAAGAGAGCCCUUGGUGUGCUGAAGACUCUCUUGCCCAUCUUGGACUGGCUCCCCAAAUACCGAAUCAAGGAAUGGCUGCUUAGUGAUAUCAUUUCAGGAGUUAGCACUGGACUAGUGGGCACACUGCAAGGCAUGGCGUACGCUUUACUAGCGGCAGUUCCUGUUGGAUAUGGUCUCUACUCUGCUUUUUUCCCUAUCCUGACAUACUUUAUCUUUGGAACAUCGAGACACAUCUCAGUUGGACCUUUCCCGGUGGUCAGUUUAAUGGUGGGAUCUGUUGUUCUGAGCCUGGCCCCAGACGAAAAAUUUUUAAUACCCAGCAGUAACGGGACUGCAUCAAAUGUUACCAUGAUAGACAAUGUGGCUAGAGAUGCAGCAAGAGUAUUGAUUGCAAGCACCCUUACUCUUUUGGUUGGGAUCAUACAGUUGGUGUUUGGGGGUUUGCAGAUUGGAUUUAUAGUGAGGUACUUGGCUGAUCCUUUGAUUGGUGGAUUCACGACAGCUGCUGCCUUCCAAGUGUUGGUUUCACAGCUAAAGAUCAUCCUCAACGUUUCAACCAAAAACUAUGAUGGCGUUCUCUCUAUUAUCUAUACUCUGGUUGAGAUUUUUCAAAAUAUUGGUAACACCAAUCUUGCUGAUUUUGUUGCUGGAUUACUCACCAUUAUCAUCUGUAUGGCAGUUAAGGAAUUAAAUGAUCGCUUUAAACACAAAAUCCCAGUCCCUAUUCCUAUAGAAGUAAUUGUGACAGUAAUUGCGACUGCCAUUUCAUAUGGAGCCAACCUGGAAAAAAAUUAUAAUGCUGGCAUUGUUAAAUCUAUCCCAAGGGGAUUCUUGCCUCCUGCACUGCCACCUGUCAACUUGUUUUCUAAGAUGCUGGCUGCAUCGUUUUCCAUCGCUGUGGUGGCUUAUGCUAUUGCAGUGUCUGUAGGAAAAGUAUACGCCAUCAAGUAUGAUUACACCAUCGAUGGGAACCAGGAAUUCAUUGCCUUUGGGAUCAGCAACAUCUUCUCCGGGUUCUUCUCUUGCUUUGUGGCUACCACUGCCUUGUCCCGCACUGCUGUCCAGGAAAGCACUGGGGGAAAGACACAGGUUGCUGGCAUCAUCUCUGCUGGGGUUGUGAUGAUCGCCAUUGUUGCUUUGGGGAAGCUGCUGGAACCCUUGCAGAAGUCAGUCUUGGCAGCUGUUGUAAUUGCCAACCUGAAAGGGAUGUUUAUGCAGGUGUGUGACAUUCCUCGUCUGUGGAGGCAGAACAAGAUUGAUGCUGUUAUCUGGGUGUUCACAUGCAUAGUGUCCAUCAUUCUGGGCCUGGAUCUCGGGUUGCUCUCUGGCCUUGUAUUUGGGUUGCUGACUGUGGUGCUGAGAGUACAGUUUCCCUCCUGGAAUGGUCUUGGAAGCAUCCUUAGCACAGACAUCUACAAAAGUACCAAGAACUACAAAAAUAUUGAAGAACCUGAAGGAAUGAAGAUUCUUAGGUUUUCAAGUCCUAUUUUUUAUGGCAAUGUUGAUGUUUUUAAAAAAUGCAUCAAGUCUACAGUUGGAUUUGAUGCCAUUAGAGUGUAUAAUAAGAGGCUGAAAGCACUGAGGAAAAUACAGAAACUCAUCAAAAAGGGGCAAUUAAGAGCAAGAAAGAAUGGUAUUAUAUGUGAUGCUGGUUCAUCGAAUAGUGCUUUCGAACCUGAUGAAGAUAUCGAAGAUCCGGAAGAACUUGAUAUCCCAACCAAGGAAAUAGAGAUUCAAGUGGAUUGGAAUUCUGAGAUUCCAGUGAAAGUGAAUGUUCCGAAAGUGCCCAUCCAUAGCCUUGUGCUUGAUUGUGCAGCUGUGUCUUUCUUGGAUGUUGUUGGAGUGAGAUCUUUACGAGUGAUUGUCAAAGAAUUCCAAAGAAUUGAUGUAAAUGUAUACUUUGCAUCGUUUCAAGAUCAUGUAAUAGAAAAGCUGGAGAAAUGUGGUUUCUUUAAUGAUAACAGAAAGGACAUAUUUUUUCUGACUGUCCAUGAUGCUGUCCUCCAUGUACAGCACCAGGUUAAAUCCCGAGAAAUUCAAGAUUCCAUUUUAGAAACGAUCUCCCUCAUCCAAGACCAUAAAGAUCCUCUUGAAUUAAUGGAAGCAGAACUGAUUGAAGAAGAACUUAAUGCUGAGGAUGAGGCUAUGCGUAGACUUGCUACCUGAAAGUGAGCUCAGGAGGUGGCUAUAAGCAAGGACUACAGGACUGCCAAAUUUUACCAGCAAUGUACUUCUAUGCAAGCAUUUUCUGCAUUGACUGUUUCUCUGGACUUGAAACACUCAUUCUUUUUCUGUUAGAAUUUUUAAAAUACUUUGAUUUUUUUAACCUCUUAGCUGUUAAGAGAGAGGCACUUAAGAUUGUUUCUAGGCUUUAUUUAUAAAAUAAAUAGCUUACCUCUAAACUGUGCAAAAUGGUGAGAAUUAUCCUGGUGAUCCAGCGAUGUCUAGAAUCUGUCCAUGUUGUGCUGCUGUACCUCCAUGACAUUUGCUGACCAUGCUCACAUGGGCAUGGGGUACCCCUACUCAGUUGGGCAGGUGUGGCCCCAAGACUGUGGCCAGUUCACUCAUGAGUGAUUAUCAUAAAAAAGAUCUAUUUCUGACUGGCGUGGACACCCACGGGCUGCGCCGUUCACAGUGUAAGGGCACACUGAGUAAAUGCUGAAAUAUAUUGUUAAUGCUUUUAUCAAUAAAAGCCUUCAAAAAUCACUUUUGGUCAAUACAUCAAAAAUGUUUUUUAAAUGCAAAUUUGGUUAAUACUUAGUAAUGAAUGUUAUAUUGACCAUACACUUAACAAGAAUUCAGGAUUGAGAUGGUUCACUUCUAAACUACAGAACUAGGCUGAUAUAUAUUUAAAACAUUGAUUUAGAGAGAUGAAGCAAUAAUAUUAAUAUGGUUUAUAAAUUCAUUUUUUGAUAACCAUGGAUCACAAUUAAGAUAAAAUAAAAACAUAAGAAAAACUAUCUCUAGCUUAAAAUGCAAUUUUAACUUAGUUUAUAAAAAUAAUUAUUAGGUAGAGUACAUAGCAGUAUGGGAUAUUUAAAAUCUAACAAAAAAAUUGUGUUAUUUUGAACAAAAAACAAUUUUGAUGUUUAUAUAAGACCGUGGUGAUUAAAACAAGUUUGUUUUUCUCUAAAAUGUAGCAGUAUGUAAGGAAAUGAUAUUUAAGUAAAUUCUGACCAUCUUUCAAAAAAAUCUAAAAAGUUUCAAUCUGGAUAUAAAUAUAUGUUUAAGAUGAGUUUUUAAAAAUAUUUUAUGGAUUAUGCCAUUACACUUGUCCCAUUUCCCCCCUUCAUUCCCCUCCACCCUCACAUCCCCUCCCACCCACAUUCCCCCCUUUAGUUCACAUCCAUGUGUCAUAAGUUCUUUAGCUUCUACCUUUCCCACACUACUCUUGCCCUCCCCCUGUCUAUUUUCUCCCCACUGUCUAUGCUACUUAUUCUCUGUACCUUCUCCCCCCUCUCCUCCUUCCACCCCCUGUUCCUAACCCUCCAUGUGAUCUCCAGUUUUGUGUUUCUGUUCCUGUUCUAGUUGUUUGCUUAGUUUGUUUUUGUUUUUGGUGUGGUUGUUAAUAACUAUGAGUUUGCUGUCCUUUCACUGUUCAUAUUUUUUAUCUUCUUUUUUUUAGAUAAGUCCCUUUAACAUUUCAUAUAAUGAGGGCUUGGUGAUGAUGAACUCCUUGAAUUUGACCUUAUCUGAGAAAUGCUUUAUCUGCCCUUUCAUUCUAAAUGAUACCUUUGCUGGAUAGAGCAAUCUUGGAAUGUAGGUCCUUGCAUUUCAUGACUUGAAAUACUUUUCUCCAGCCCCUUCUUGCCUAUAAGGUCUCUUUUGAGAAAUCAGCUGACAGUCUGAUGGGAACUCCUCUGUAGGUGACUGUCCACUUAUCUCUUGCUGCUUCUAGAAUUCUUUCCUUCAUUUUAAUCUUGGCUAAUGUAAUUAUGAUGUGGUUUGGUGUGUUCCUCCUUGGGUCCACUGUCUCUGGGACUCUCUGAGCUUCCUGGACUUCCUGGAAGUCUAUUUCCUUUGCCAGAUUAGGGAAGUUCUCCUUUAUUAUUUGUUGAAAUAAGUUUUCCACUUGUUGCUCUUACUCUUCCCUCUCUGGUACCCCUAUAAUUUGGAUGCUGGAAUGUUUAAAGAUGUCUUGGAGGUUCCUAAGCUUCUCCUCAUUUUUUUGAAUUCUUGUUUCUUCAUUCUUUUUUGUUUGGUUGUUUCUUCCUUCUUGUCCAGUCCAUUGAUUUGAGUCCCAGUUUUAUUCCCAUCACUAUUGGUUCCCUGUGCAUUUUUAUUCAUUUCACUUAGCGUAGCCUUCACUUUUUCAUCUAAUUUGUGACCAAAAUCAACAAGUUCUGUGAGCAUCCUGAUGACCAGUGUUUUGAACUGUGCAUCUGAUAGGUUGGCUACCUCUUUGUUACUUAGUUGUAUUUGUUGUGGAGUUUUGAUCUGUUUUUUCAUUUGGGCCAUUUUUUUUUUGGUCUUGAUGUGCCUGUUAUGUGUAAGGGGCGGAGCCUUAGGUGUUCACCAGGGCGAGGCAACCCAGUCACAGGGUUGUGACACCAGAAGGAACAAUGGCACUUGUUCCACAUGUAUUUCAGUCCCUUCUGUAGCUUCCCACAA
Artibeus jamaicensis (Jamaican fruit-eating bat) is the source of this 4952-nucleotide messenger RNA. RefSeq names its product solute carrier family 26 member 4 (gene SLC26A4). The transcript is spliced from 21 exons. The record is from RefSeq and is a predicted model, not a curated record. Gene Ontology annotation, molecular function: chloride transmembrane transporter activity; secondary active sulfate transmembrane transporter activity; bicarbonate transmembrane transporter activity. Gene Ontology annotation, biological process: transmembrane transport. Bases 168 to 2507 code for a protein of 779 amino acids. Gene Ontology annotation, cellular component: membrane. Lineage: Eukaryota; Metazoa; Chordata; Mammalia; Chiroptera; Phyllostomidae.